CCCAGUCUCAUUCAAUCUGCAGAUCACAUUGCCCUGCACAACUGCAUACCUGUUGCAAAACAGUAUUUACCCCAAGUCAACAACCAUUCACCAUGGACAGCGACAGCAAGCCAGUGCCUCUUUUGGUAGAUCAACGAGAAGCAACCGACCCACAGGGAGUGAUAUCUCUUAGCUCUGUGGCCGCCUACAUUUUUGUUGGCAAGACAGAGAGCAUGGCCCGUGUUCUUGUCCCCGAGAUGUGGAAAGCUGGCGCACGCACGUUCAUCUUCAUCACGGAGUCCACGAGCCCGAGUGCAGCUCGGAGGGACAUCAUCCAGGGACUGCGCGCAGGUGGGGCCACGGCGUUUCUAUACGAGGACUGUCUGUCACACAUUGACCGUCUGAAGACGGUGCUCGGGCUCUGGAACACAAAUGGCCGUCGUAUCGGAGGAGUGGUCUACGAUCAGACAGACGCGGUGGCUGAGGAUCUUGAUGACGUGCUAUACCAUGCCGCAGGAAUGCAGAGCCUACACGAGAGCACCGCCGCACUGGAGCUGGACUUUCUUCUCACCUACUCCAGGAGGGACACGCCUGCUGCCGCGAUGGCCAAGCACAUGGCUCGCCAUCGGUCGGCCUUCGGGCUCCCAUUCGUGCCUCUGGAACUCGAAACUGGACCGGACGCGGUCGAGGCUCAGGUAUUGUCGCGUUUCCGAUUGGUCUUUUCAGACCCGGCGCAGUCCGCGCCCACCAUCGAGAGUGUCUACUCUUCGUCCUCUGGUGAGACCGCGGCCCAGACGGGCCUCACUACUCCUGAUGGCUUCGGUGCAGGCAACUGGUCGCCAUCUAUAUCAAGGUCCUCUUCGCGGGAAGAUUGCGAUCAGAGAAAGGACCAGGACGUGCUGCCAGAAAGAGAUUGUGGCCGACCUCCAAGCAAGUCGUACGAUGGAAAUUCGUCGCUUUUUGAUAGUGCCGCAGAGCAGAUAGCGUCUCUUCUCUCCGUGGAGGUCGAUGAAGUUGACCAGGAUGCCCCGAUCGCAGCCCUUGGAGUGGACUCCCUUAUAGCCAAUGCUUUCUGCAAUUGGCUUGCGACAGAAGUCAACGUCCGACUGCCCCCAUUUGAGUUUCUGGAGGCGGGUUCGCUGCGUUCUUUUAUCCAGCGUAUUAUUCAUUCACGGGAAGGCUUUUAG
This is a messenger RNA of Aspergillus aculeatus ATCC 16872, 1166 nucleotides long. RefSeq names its product beta-ketoacyl reductase. Lineage: Eukaryota; Fungi; Ascomycota; Eurotiomycetes; Eurotiales; Aspergillaceae. Gene Ontology annotation, molecular function: phosphopantetheine binding. The coding region runs from base 93 to 1166 and encodes 357 amino acids. The transcript has 2 exons. The record is from RefSeq and is a predicted model, not a curated record.